GGUACGAGUACCUAGGUACCUACCUAGUCCAAGGCAGAUUUGAGACGCGCAAGAAUUGGAAAGCACGAAUAAUUCGUAACCUUCUUUUCAUUUCAUUUACUUACUAUUUAUAUUAUCCAUUCCAAAUGAUUGCUUACUAAAUGUUACUUUGCCUCCUCACGAUAAACUUAAACUCAAACUUUGGCCAUUUGGUUAUUCCACUUUCUUCCUCCUCCUCUUCUUCUUCCUCAUCCGAUUUUCUAUCAAACAAAGCGAUUAAACCAAAUCAUAAUAAGAAUAAAAAAGAAUAACACAAUCAACACACCUCCUGGAGCUACCGUCAAAAAUGGCAUCAUCCACAGAAGCAAGAGAACUAGAACUCGUAGGGAAAGUCGAAAUGCGCAUUGCGUUGGCUAAAGAUGAUAAGCUCGAAUCGAUGCUGAAAACAUAUUUGUCGCCACUGUUGCUGAAAUUGGCGAGUGAGCAUUUGAGUGUUAGGAAUAAGGUGUGUACAUGUGGUUUUUUUUUAUGUGUGUGGUUUUUUGGGUUUUAUUGGAGGGUUUGUGGACUUGGGGAGGAAAGGGGAGGUAUAGGUGGGAUGGCGGGAAGUGGGAAGAGGAGGGGAGGGAAGAAGAAAGGAGGGGUUUAUGUUGUUAUUUUUGUUGGACUUGACAUGCAGUUCCAAGGAGUCUGUUUUCAUGGUAGUGGUUUGUAUGGACGGGGAAGGAGGGGAAAGACUUUCACUUCAAUGUCCCUAUAUCUCAUCUCCAUAUAUCUCAUCUCCAAAUCAUCUCUUUCCAUGGUAGUGGCCUGGACUGAGAAGGGCGAUCGCUAGAAUGGGUUAACGAGAGAGGAGGGUUUUCAUGUCAACUUCCUUAUUUAUAUUUUGUUUUCUCUCAUACCCAAAUGUUCUGCCUUCACGGCAGUGGCCCCAGAGGGCCAGCGGAGCGUCAUUUAUUUUCCUUAGUUUUUGUGUAGAUAAAUUCUCUAUAGCUGACACAUUGCCGAUGAAACUAAUUAUUGGGAAUAUUUGCUGAUUUGCUCAUCAUAGGUUAUAUCAACAUGUCAACAUAUCAAAAUUCGCCUUGCUGGCAACAAGUUAGUGGUUCCUGCUUAAUCGUUUUGACCAUUCACUAAUUAACUCUUAGGGAUAUUGUUUUGCCAGUGGCAGCUCUCUUAAAACAAUAUAAAGAACAUCCAGAGUCAUCAAUGUUACGGCAUUUUGAUCUUAUGUUCAUUCAACAAAGUGUAGGCAAAUUGUCUUCUAAGGUGCGUACCAAUCCAUCACAUUUUUGCGGGGUGACCAAUCUAAUCUCUAUCCAGGAACAAAUGGACUUAAUACCUACAUUAAUACAUGGUUUGGCUCAAGAUUCUGAAAAGCCAACUUGUGCUACCAUAUUUAAUUUGUUUCUUCGUCUGUUACCGCAACUGAAAGUACCUUCUCGUGGUAGUAAAGAAGAUACGGAAUUGAGGCACCAGCUAGGUCUUGAUGAACAUCAAGAAGACUCAAAAUUUAUAGCAUCGUGGUUUGGGAAACUUGUACUACUCUCAGUUGUACGAGCAGCGCCAUCUGGAGUGACGUGUCCGGGACUUACGGUUAAAGAGUACGAAUUUUUGACGCUUAAUGGAAAACAAGAAGCAUGGGAUCCAAGCUCAGAUGAAGGUUUGAAUCUUACACAAACAAAAAUCACAGUUCUAAAUUUCCUCGCCUCUGGUGCUUUCACAGAUGAAGAGCGAUUCUUACCUGCGUUGUUUGCAUCUGCCGACACCAACUCUCGGAUUUCGAGCAUUGGUGACGACCUAGUGAAGCGUUCAAGCGUUUCAUUGGAGGAUACUGACAUGGUACGCAAUUUGCUUGGUAUCUAUUUCACUCUCAGACCGGCGUUAAAGACGAGAGUGCUUGUACUCUUAACAAAAUCCGCUAUUUCAACUACUUUUCCUAUUGACAUUGUCAAAAUUGUGCAAGAUGGAAUUCAACCUGAUGACAACACAAAUCUCCCUGCGCCAGGUUUAGAGUCUAUUAAAUUUCGAAAUGCAUUGUUCAACUAUAUGAAUUGGGCAUCUCGCAUGGGAUCGGUUCAUGAUCUAAGUCAAGUCGCACCACAGCUUGUUGGAUUUUUGAGAACUUAUAUAGAAGAUCAAGGCUGGCCGGUGCCUCACGAGAGAUCCUCUGAUGCAGCUUCAUUACGCGCUUUAGCUUAUGAAACUCUUGGUUCACUUGCUAAAACUACACCUUCAAUCGUUGUUGAGGAGAAUCUUUCUCUGAUCCGUUGGCUAUUUCGAUCACUCACAGAAGAAGGAUCAUCCGAUGAUAUCUUUGUGAGCAUAGAAGGAGCACUAGCGAGUUUGUUGAGUGCGUUCAAGUCGCCUUUAUCUUCAAAUCUCCGAGAUGAACUCAGAUUGCUGCUUCUCAAGUACAUGACACUCAAAGAAGAGGGCGAGAUUGUCAGAAGUGCUCGUUUUGCAACUGUUCGUUGGGCAAAUCGAUGCUUGGAGUAUAGUGAUAUUGUGGCUCGCUGGAUAGAUAUUCUCGCUCUUAGUGCACGCACAGAUGAGCGAAGCGAUGUUGUAGAGGAAGGCGCAAAAGGUUUGGUGAGCUUUUUUUCUAUACGUAUUUCGAUGGUCUGAAUAGCCGGUCGACGAUUAGAUACUCUCCGUUAUUAGCCUCAUUUUAUGUACGGAAAUUCUUGGUAUAAUCGAGCUACCCUCAAUUGAGGUCUUAGAAGCAUUCUUCUUUGGCUACUCCGAAUUAUUGGAAACCCUGUACUUAGAAGUCAAACUAAUAUCAUCUAGGACCCAUACUGGUAUCGACUUCUCAAUUCCACCGGCGCCUCGGUCGAAUGUCCGCUUCCUGAAUGGAGCGAGAUGAUUAAAGUCUUUUUUGGUACCCAGGCCUUGGUUGAGAAUUCCAAUAUCGCUAAUGCUAUGAAAACUGGUAUGCAAGUUGACAGCGUGUCUGUGUUUGGCAAUUUCUCCGGGACAAGGAUAAAUGCUUUCCCAGCAGCCAUAAACUAUAGUAGGAGAAUAUUAUUACUACGUGCUUUGGAGAAGACCGACACACCUCUUGGAAUCGAUGCAGAUUGGGAACGCCAAUUAGACGUGCUUUUUCGCUCUGAUAAGGGUUCAAGAAAAGCCAUGAAAGACCACAUUAUGACUGUUGAUCAGGACGCAUUACACACAUAUCUGUCGGCAGCUUUUGAGGGUAUGCUACGCAAUGAUGGAAACGGAUUAGGAGAAUGUGGCAAAUGUUUCGUAGAAAUCGCUUCAAUCGCGCCAAGUAAUGUUAUAGGUCGACUGGCAGACAGAGCUAUUGAGCUCUUACCGUCCAUUAGAUCUAACAAUGUUGCAACUCGAUUCCUGGCAGCUCAGGCUAUUGGUAUUCUUGCACCUCAUCCAGAUAGAGAUGAGGAAUCUCUCAAGAAGCUUACUGGGACAUUCAUGACGGACGUGGAGCCUUGGUCAACGGCUGUAGGUGCUGAUGCUAAUAAAGUACAUGGAUCGAUUCUUGCACUCGGCUAUGUGUUGAGUAGGGCAUCGUAUUACGGUCGUGAUAACUUUGUUGAGGGAGAUAUUGUUAGAGGAGUCCUCGCACAACUUCUUUCCAUAAUUGAAGGUGUCAGGGAUGCAUCAACAAGAGAAGCCGUGCUGAACGCCAUUGGCCAGACGAGUGCAUCUGCAGUUUUGACAACUGAUAUCAUAGAGAAGUCAUCACUCAAGGUCGACGGGCUUAUUAAACUUCUGCUUGCUGAAGCUAAAAAGGGGAAUGAAAAGGCAAUGUCAACUCUAGGUAGACUUUCCAUCAUAUUUGAUGAGCCCGCAACUUCUGCAGAAGAUGGUCCGCUUCAUACCAUUAUUAACGGUCUUUAUGACCUGUAUGAGCUGAAGCAACCUGAAAUUCACUUCACUAUAGGUGAAGCUCUUAGUUGCGUCGGUUCUUGUUGGGAAUCAGAUGUCUUACAGAUCAGCCUGGACGUUGAUGCUAAAUAUGAUGGACGCUCUAAACGAUCGCAUAUUUUCGAAAAGAUCCUUGAAAAGCUUUUACAGGACUGUAAGACCACAAAACCGUCACUUAAAAAGGCAUCUGGUAUAUGGCUCUUCUGCUUGAUUCAAUACAGUGGACAUUUGGAGCAAAUACAAGCCCGACUACGAGAGUGUCAAGCUGCGUUUAUGGGUUUGCUCUCAGCAAGAGAAGAAAUCGUACAAGAGACUGCUUCUCGAGGUUUGAGUCUUGUUUAUGAACAAGGUGAUAAAGAACUUAGAGAGAGACUUGUUAAGGAUCUUGUGGCAAGCUUUACGGGCACAAGCACUCAGAUUAAAGUUCAUGAAGAAACUGAACUAUUUGAACCUGGUGCGCUUCCUACUGGGGAGGGUAAAUCUAUUACCUCUUAUAAGGAUAUUGUAAGCCUCGCCAACGAGGUUGGCGAUCAAAGUUUGGUCUAUAAAUUUAUGUCGCUCGCUACAAAUGCGGCUACCUGGUCUACUCGAGCAGCAUUUGGCCGGUAAGUAAUUGGUUAUUUAGCGUCACAUUUCAGGAUUUCCAACUAUUCAACACCAAACCUAUCUCGAAAAAUUGCUGACCCUCUAAUUUUUACAGAUUUGGUUUAAGUAACAUUCUCUCCGAGUCCGAAAUCGAUCCUAAGCUAUACCCAAAAUUGUAUCGAUACCGAUUUGAUCCAAACCCCAACGUCCAGCGAUCCAUGAAUGAUAUCUGGAGUGCACUCGUCAAAGAUUCAAAUGCAACUGUCAAUGAACAUUUCGAUGAGAUCCUCACGGAUUUAUUAAAGAGCAUUCUAGGAAAGGAAUGGCGAACAAGAGAGGCAAGUUGUGCUGCUAUUGCUGAUCUUGUUCAAGGUAGAGAUUUUGAGAAGUAUGAGAAAUAUCUAAAUGAUAUUUGGCAUGUGGCCUUUAAGGUUCUGGAUGAUAUUAAGGGGUCGGUGAGGAAGGCAGCGUUGUCGCUUAGGUAUGUUGUGAUCUUUUUCGUAGUCGAGAUGUCUAACGAAGUUUGGAUGUUUUGUCUUUCAUAUUUCCUGUAUUCUCUUGCUUAUCUCCUCCCAUGGACUCUGACUCAAAGCCUUUGGUUUGAACCGGUGCUUUGACUUCUUUGCUUUACUCCACAAUCCUCCGACAUGCAUUUACUAACUCCUAUGUUCUAGUAUGGCUCUUACUGGCAUACUUGUCCGACAAGUAGAGGCAGGUACAUCUUCAAAGCAUGCGCAAGCAAUGCUAAAAGAUGUUUUACCAUUCUUACUUUCAGAUCAAGGUCUAGAAAGCUCCGCCGAAGAAGUCCGAACUUUCGCAACCAUUACCGUACUCAAACUUAUCAAGAGUGGCGGCAAAGCACUUCUUCCAUUCGUACCCAAUCUUGUCGAGCGACUAUUGGGUCUUUUGAGUACUAUGGAAAUGGAGGGUAUUGACUACAUAUACCUACGCGCCGCCCAUUACAAUCUCACGGAAGAGAAAAUUGACAGUGCCCGCACAAACGCUGUUACUCAAUCUCCUCUCAUGGAAGCUAUAGAACGUUGUCUUGACACAAUCGACGAACCAACCAUGAAAGAGUUUGUUCCUCACCUCGAAAACGUUAUCAAGACCACGGUUGGUAUGCCCUCCAAAGUCGGCUGCGGUGGUGUCCUUGUCAGUCUCGCGACUCGCCAUAGUGUCACUUUCCGUCCUCAUGCCGAUCACUUUCUAAAAAUCCUUGAAAAAUCUGUCCUUGAUCGUAACAAUGCUGUCAGCGCAUCUUAUGCUCGUGCAGCUGGCUAUGUCUCUCGACUGGCUUCGGAUAAAGCACUUCUCAGACUUCUCACUUAUUCUCAAGACCUUUACUUUAAUGCAGAAGAUGAAACUCGCCGUCAAGUGUCAUCUGAUUUGAUUUAUGCUGUGUCCAAAUUUGCGACCGAUCAUUUCAACUCCUUAGCAUCAGAUUUCCGUAAGUUUUAUCCGUCCUCUUGAUGGCUAGCCUUGUUUCAUAUUCUACGAUGGUUGAACAUCAAUCUAGUGAUAAACAUUACUGACUCUGUAUUUUACAGUUCCCUUUGUAUUCUUCGCUAAACACGAUUUUGAUGAUGCCACUAAGAAGCAAUUCGAGAAAACUUGGGAUGAAAAUGUUGGUGGAAGCAGAGCAGUCUUGUUAUAUACAAGAGAAAUUAAUGAGCUAGUACUCAAACAUAUUGAGUCACCCAAAUGGACCAUUAAGCACACAGCAGCUUUAACCAUUGCUGACGUUGUCAAAUCCACAACUUCUACCACAACCCCCAUGAUUCCUGCAGAAACUUCUGCACUCAUUUGGCCUCCUCUGGAAAAAGCUCUCGCGCUUAAAACUUUUGCUGGCAAGGAAAUCGUGCUAGAGAGUUUUACAAAAUUCGUAAAGGCUUCUACUGCAUUCCUAGAUGUCGAGUCCAGUAUUGCGGCUCAAACUAAGAAGAUUGCUGUCAGAGAAGCUAAACGCAACAAUGAUAUCUAUCGGCCAUUCGCCUUUACAGAAUUGGGAAAGUAUGCAGAAGCUAGAACCGACGUGGAUAUGUGGGAUGAGAUUCACAAUAUCGUUGCACCUACAUUGGAAGAAUUAAGUAGUGAAGAUCAUAUGGAUACAUCUACUUCGGCUUCUGACUCCAAAAAGAAAGAUGGAGCGAGCAAAGGAGGAGAAUCUACCGAAUCGGCAACAAUAAGUGCAGGUAUUGAAGCUCUAUUCCGAGGAAUCAAUAUAAAACAUCUCGAUCCAUCACCUCUUACUCAUCUUCCAAAACUCCUCGAAAGUAUCACUCCUCUUCUCAAAUCACCUCUCAUGACAAUUAGUACGCGUUCAACACUUUACGAACGUGUUAAAGUGUUAUUUGACGGGUUAAGAAAGAGAACGCAUGCGCAGAAGGAAAAGGAAAAUAAUUCUAAAAUGUGUGCGGGAUUUUUCAAGAUACUGGAAUUGGAUAGUGGAGCUGGUAGUGAAGGGAUUAGGAUUAAGAGGGGAGAAGCGGCGGAAAUGAUUGUGGAGGCGUGGAAGGGUGGAGUUUUUGGUAUGUGGAAGGAGGGGAGAGAGGAGGUGGGGAGUAGUAUGGUGAAACGCCUGGAUGGGGCGUUGGAGGGGGAAAGAAAUGAAAGUGUGAAGGUUGUUUUGAGGAGAGUGAGGAAGUUGUUGGAGGAGUAGGGGAGGGGAUGCUGUUGGUAUUGGUAUUUAGAGGAAUGGUGGGUGAUGUAGGUUCAGUGGAAGGGGAAAUAUGGGUAGGUAGUAAUGUAGAGAGUAAAUACAAUCGAUUCGAUUCUAUACUAUGGUAGGAAAAGAAUAUCUCAUUACAAUACUUGGUUAUAUAUAUCAGGAACUUGCGAAACGAAAUUCCUGCUAAAUUUGCCAAGAUGCACAACCUUCUUUUACAUGUAUAUUUUAUAUAUAAAAUAUA
Sclerotinia trifoliorum is the source of this 7367-nucleotide messenger RNA. NCBI's taxonomy places the organism in Eukaryota, Fungi, Ascomycota, Leotiomycetes, Helotiales, Sclerotiniaceae. The record is from the annotation of a GenBank genome assembly.